Drosophila novamexicana is the source of this 5040-nucleotide messenger RNA. Its product is annotated as mucin-2. The transcript is spliced from 13 exons. The coding region runs from base 1 to 5040 and encodes 1679 amino acids. Lineage: Eukaryota; Metazoa; Arthropoda; Insecta; Diptera; Drosophilidae. The record is from RefSeq and is a predicted model, not a curated record.
AUGACAAUUCCGCCAAGUACUCCGAAGCCAACUCAAACAAAUAAAACAACAAAUAAGCCAAGCACCCAAAAGCCGACAACGUUUAAGCCAACUCCAAGUAAAACAACAAAAACGCCAAGCACCCAAAAGCCUUCAACGAAACAGCCAACUGAUUCAAGUUCUACAACAAUAAAGUCAAGUACUCCAAAGUUAACCACCUUGAAGCCGACUCAAAGAAGUACUCAAAAGCCAACAACGCUGAAGCCAAGUGAGCCAAGUAAAACAACAAAAAAGCCAAGCACCCAAAAGCCUUCAACGAAACAGCCAACUGAUUCAAGUUCUACAACAAUAAAGUUAAGUACUCCAAAGUUAACCACCUUGAAGACGACUCAAAGAAGUACUCAAAAGCCAACAACGCUGAAGCCAAGUGAGCCAAGUAAAACAACAAAAACGCCUAGCACCCAAAAGCCUUCAACGAAACAGCCAACUGAUUCAAGUUCUACAACAAUUAAGUCAAGUACUCCGAAGUCAACCACACUGAAGACGACCCAAAGAAGUUCUCAAAAGCCAUCAACGCUGAAGCCAAGUCAGCCAAGUAAAACAACAAAAACGCCAAGCACCCAAAGGCCUUCAACGAAGCAGCCAACUGAUUCAAGUUCUACAACAAUUAAGUCAACUACAAUUACAACAAAUAAACCAAGUUCUCAAAAGCCAACAACGCUGAAGCCAAGUGAGCCAAGUAAAACAACAAAAAAGCCAAGCACCCAAAAGCCUUCAACGAAACAGCCAACUGAUUCAAGCUCUACAACAAUUGAGUCAAGUACUCCGAACUCAACUAAGUUACAGCCAACUCAAACAACAAUUAUUCUAAGCACCCAAAAAUCGACUACAAUUAAGCCAACUGUAGCAAGCACUACCUCAAUUAAGCCAAGUACUCAAAAGGCGACAACGCUGAGCCCAACUGAAGCAAGUACAAUGACAAUUCAGCCAAGUACUCCGAAGCCAACUCAAACAAAUAAAACAACAAGUAAGCCAAGCACCCAAAAAACAACAAAUAAGCCAAGCACCCAAAAGCCGACAACGUUCAAACCAACUGUAGCUACAAUUACAACAAAUAAACCAAGUUCUCAAAAGCCAACAACGCUGAAGCCAAGUGAGCCAAGUAAAACAACAAAAAAGCCAAGCACCCAAAAGCCUUCAACGAAACAGCCAACUGAUUCAAGCUCUACAACAGUUGAGUCAAGUACUGUGAAGUCAACCACACUGAAGCCGACUCAAAGAAGUUCUCAAAAGCCAACAACGCUGAAGCCAAGUGAGCCAAGUAAAACAACGAAAACGAAAAGCACCCAAAAGCCUUCAACGAAACAGCCAACUGAUUCAAGCUCUACAACAAUAAAGUCAAGUACUCCAAAGUUAACCACCUUGAAGACGACCCAAAGAAGUUCUCAAAAGCCAACAACGCUGAAGCCAAGUCAGCCAAGUAAAACAACAAAAACGCCAAGCACCCAAAAGCCUUCAACGAAACAGCCAACUGAUUCAAGUUCUACUACAAUAAAGUCAAGUACUCCAAAGUUAACCACCUUGAAGACGACCCAAAGAAGUUCUCAAAAGCCAACAACGCUGAAGCCAAGUCAGCCAAGUAAAACAACAAAAACGCCAAGCACCCAAAAGCCUUCAACGAAACAGCCAACUGAUUCAAGUUCUACUACAAUAAAGUCAAGUACUCCAAAGUUAACCACACUGAAGCCGACUCAAAGAAGUUCUCAAAAGCCAACAACGCUGAAGCCAAGUGAGCCAAGUAAAACAACAAAAACGCCAAGCACCCAAAAGCCUUCAACGAAACAGCCAACUGAAUCAAGCUCUACAACAAUAAACACUCAAAAAUCGACUACAAUUAAGCCAACUUCAGCAAGCACUACCUCAAUUAAGCCAAGUACUCAAAAGGCGACAACGCUGAGCCCAACUGAAGCAAGUACAAUGACAAUUCAGCCAAGUACUCCGAAGCCAACUCAAACAAAUAGAACAACAAAUAAGCCAAGCACCCAAAAGCCGACAACGUUCAAACCAACUGUAGCUACAAUUACAACAAAUAAACCAAGUUCUCAAAAGCCAACAACGUUGAAGCCAACUACAAUUACAUCAAAUAAACCAAGUUCUCAAAAGCCAACAACGCUGAAGCCAAGUGAGCCAAGUAAAACAACAAAAACGCCUAGCACCCAAACGCCUUCAACGAAACAGCCAACUGAUUCAAGUUCUACAACAAUUAAGUCAAGUACUCCGAAGUCAACCACCUUGAAGACGACCCAAAGAAGUUCUCAAAAGCCAACAACGCUGAAAACAACAACUACAAUUACAACAAAUAAACCAAGUUCUCAAAAGCCAACAACGCUGAAGCCAAGUGAGCCAAGUAAAACAACAAAAACGCCAAGCACCCAAAAGCCUUCAACGAAACAGCCAACUGAUUCAAGUUCUACAACAAUUAAGUCAAGUACUCCGAACUCAACUAAGUUGCAGCCAACUCAAACUACAAUCAUUCUAAGCACCCAAAAAUCGACUACAAUUAAGCCAACUGUAGCAAGCACUACCUCAAUUAAGCCAAGUACUCAAAAGGCGACAACGCUGAGCCCAACUGAAGCAAGUACAAUGACAAUUCAGCCAAGUACUCCGAAGCCAACUCAAACAAAUAGAACAACAAAUAAGCCAAGCACCCAAAAGCCGGCAACGUUAAAACCAACUGUAGCUACAAUUACAACAAAUAAACCAAGUUCUCAAAAGCCAACAACGCUGAAGCCAAGUGAGCCAAGUAAAACAACAAAAAAGCCAAGCACCCAAAAGCCUUCAACGAAACAGCCAACUGAUUCAAGUUCUACUACAAUAAAGUCAAGUACUCCAAAGUUAACCACCUUGAAGACGACCCAAAGAAGUUCUCAAAAGCCAACAACGCUGAAAACAACAAGUAAAACAACAAUAACGCCAAGCACCCAAAAGCCUUCAACGAAACAGCCAACUGAUUCAAGAUCUACAACAAUUAACCCAACUGAAGCAAGUACAAUGACAAUUCAGCCAAGUACUCCGAAGCCAACUCAAACAAAUAGAACAACAAAUAAGCCAAGCACCCAAAAGCCGACAACGUUCAAACCAACUGUAGCUACAAUUACAACAAAUAAACCAAGUUCUCAAAAGCCAACAACGCUGAAGCCAAGUGAGCCAAGUAAAACAACAAAAAAGCCAAGCACCCAAAAGCCUUCAACGAAACAGCCAACUGAUUCAAGCUCUACAACAGUUGAGUCAAGUACUGUGAAGUCAACCACACUGAAGACGACCCAAAGAAGUUCUCAAAAGCCAACAACGCUGAAGCCAAGUCAGCCAAGUAAAACAACAAAAACGCCAAGCACCCAAAAGCCUUCAACGAAACAGCCAACUGAUACAAGUUCUACUACAAUAAAGUCAAGUACUCCAAAGUUAACCACACUGAAGCCGACUCAAAGAAGUUCUCAAAAGCCAACAACGCUGAAGCCAACAAGCACUACCUCAAUUAAGCCAAGUACUCAAAAGGCGACAACUCUGAGCCCAACUGAAGCAAGUACAAUGACAAUUCAGCCAAGUACUCCGAAGCCAACUCAAACAAAUAGAACAACAAAUAAGCCAAGCACCCAAAAGCCGACAACGUUCAAACCAACUGUAGCUACAAUUACAACAAAUAAACCAAGUUCUCAAAAGCCAACAACGCUGAAGCCAACUACAAUUACAACAAAUAAACCAAGUUCUCAAAAGCCAACAACGCUGAAGCCAAGUGAGCCAAGUAAAACAACAAAAAAGCCAAGCACCCAAAAGCCUUCAACGAAACAGCCAACUGAUUCAAGUUCUACUACAAUAAAGUCAAGUACUCCAAAGUUAACCACCUUGAAGACGACCCAAAGAAGUUCUCAAAAGCCAACAACGCUGAAAACAACAACAAGCACUACCUCAAUUAAGCCAAGUACUCAAAAGGCGACAACGCUGAGCCCAACUGAAGCAAGUACAAUGACAAUUCAGCCAAGUACUCCGAAGCAUACUCAAACAAAUAGAACAACAAAUAAGCCAAGCACCCAAAAGCCGACAACGUUCAAACCAACUGUAGCUACAAUUACAACAAAUAAACCAAGUUCUCAAAAGCCAACAACGCUGAAGCCAAGUGAGCCAAGUAAAACAACAAAAAAGCCAAGCACCCAAAAGCCUUCAACGAAACAGCCAACUGAUUCAAGCUCUACAACAGUUGAGUCAAGUACUGUGAAGUCAACCACACUGAAGACGACCCAAAGAAGUUCUCAAAAGCCAACAACGCUGAAGCCAAGUCAGCCAAGUAAAACAACAAAAACGCCAAGCACCCAAAAGCCUUCAACGAAACAGCCAACUGAUUCAAGUUCUACUACAAUAAAGUCAAGUACUCCAAAGUUAACCACACUGAAGCCGACUCAAAGAAGUUCUCAAAAGCCAACAACGCUGAAGCCAACAAGCACUACCUCAAUUAAGCCAAGUACUCAAAAGGCGACAACUCUGAGCCCAACUGAAGCAAGUACAAUGACAAUUCAGCCAAGUACUCCGAAGCCAACUCAAACAAAUAGAACAACAAAUAAGCCAAGCACCCAAAAGCCGACAACGUUCAAACCAACUGUAGCUACAAUUACAACAAAUAAGCCAAGUUCUCAAAAGCCAACAACGCUGAAGCCAAGUGAGCCAAGUAAAACAGCAAAAACGCCAAGCACCCAAAAGCCUUCAACGAAACAGCCAACUGAUUCAAGUUCUACAACAAUUAAGUCAAGUACUCCGAAGUUAACCACCUUGAAGCCGACUCAAAGAAGUACUCAAAAGCCAACAACGCUGAAGCCAAGUGAGCCAAGUAAAACAACAAAAAAGCCAAGCACCCAAAAGCCUUCAACGAAACAGCCAACUGAUUCAAGUUCUACUACAAUAAAGUCAAGUACUCCAAAGUCAACCACCUUGAAGACGACCCAAAGAAGUUCUCAAAAGCCAACAACGCUGAAGCCAAGUCAACCAAUCAAGUACUCCGAACUCAACUAA